This is a messenger RNA of Colletes gigas, 2557 nucleotides long. RefSeq names its product serine/threonine-protein kinase PLK4 (gene SAK). The coding region runs from base 154 to 2493 and encodes 779 amino acids. The record is from RefSeq and is a predicted model, not a curated record. Gene Ontology annotation, molecular function: protein kinase activity; protein binding; ATP binding. Gene Ontology annotation, biological process: protein phosphorylation. The transcript is spliced from 11 exons. Lineage: Eukaryota; Metazoa; Arthropoda; Insecta; Hymenoptera; Colletidae.
AUAUGGCGGCGGCGCCAUGUCAUUUCUAUUUACAAAUUUAUUGAUAUAUUUCCUAAAUAUAUUUCCUUUCGAACGAAUUUCAUGCAUGAGAACUAUUAAAGUGCUACUUGGUGGCCUCGGUGAUUGAAACAAUUUUACCGUUUGAUCAUCCGGAUGCCGGAAAUGCCACCGUUGUCGGGUGGUUUCGGUGAACAAAUAGAGGAUUACGAGGUACUGAACUUACUUGGGAAAGGGGGCUUCGCCAGCGUUUAUCGGGCAAAAUGUCUUCGCAGCGGCAUAGAAGUCGCCAUAAAAAUGAUCGACAAGAAAUUGAUGCAAGCUGCUGGGAUGGUGGGUAGAGUACGUCAGGAGGUAGCAAUUCAUUCUAGAUUGAAGCAUCCAGCGAUACUUGAAUUGUACACAUUCUUUGAAGAUGCUAACUAUGUUUAUUUGGUGUUGGAAUUGUGUCACAAUGGAGAGCUACAACGUUUUCUUAAGAUACAAGGCUCGAAUGCAUUACCUGAAGAACAUGCUGGUCGUAUAAUUAGACAAGUAGUCCAAGGAUUGUUGUACUUACAUUCCCAUCAAAUACUUCACAGGGACAUGUCCUUAUCCAAUUUGCUUUUAACGAGGGACAUGCAAGUGAAAAUAGCAGAUUUUGGGUUAGCUACUCAGUUGACAAGGCCUGAUGAAAAACAUUUAACUAUGUGUGGUACUCCCAACUACAUAUCACCUGAGAUAGCAACAAGAUCAUCUCAUGGUUUAGAGGCAGAUGUUUGGAGUUUAGGAUGCAUGUUGUACACCUUGCUAGUUGGCAAACCACCAUUCGAUACAGAUGCUGUUAAAAGUACCUUAACACGCGUGGUUAUGGCCGAUUAUGUAAUGCCAGCUCAUUUAUCAGACAAUGCUAAAGAUUUGAUAGAUAAGUUACUGAAAAAAAAUCCAAAGGAUCGAAUUCGUUUGCGCGACAUUCCGAAACAUCCAUUUAUAACCAAUGUAGAUAGAAGCAAAUUGCAUAGUGAAAGAAAUGGUACAAGCAAAGGACUGUUAGGUGAUGGCAUGAUUGAUUCAGGGGUGGGAAGAACACUAUCCUCUUAUGGUCGACCAAGAAUGCGUUCCAGAUCCGAGGAACGAAUGUCGACGAUGCCUACAAUGUCCAAUGGUUUUGGGCCAAUGAUUAGUACAAGAAGCGAAGCUUUAUCCGAGCCUAUCACAAAGACUCAUUCGCGUAAAGCUAACCUUAAUCCGAUAGAUUAUCGUCCAAAAGAAGCGUCUGUGUUAGUUGGGAUACCACCACCGCCUCAAAGCAAAAUAUUCUCGCAAAGUGAGCAGUAUAGUAAUUGCGAUGUGUACGAGGAGACUGAUAAACAUAAAACUGAUAGAUAUAGAAAAAGGGAAAAGAUCGAGAACUGUUUCGAAGGUGCUGAAGAUGGGGGGAAAUUACAAGUUCCGCCCAUAUCUUCAGAGAGACUUCAACCUACUAGACAUAGAACAAAGAAUGCAAUUCUUACCAUUUUAGACCAUGGGGAAGUUUGCAUUGAAUUUAUCAAACGUAGGAGUGGAGUGGAAAGAGUAAGCGAAGUGUGCCGAAUAUCGAGCGACGGUUUAAGAGUUAUUCUUUAUAAACCGAACGUCCCGAUCGAAAUCGGAAUACAACCGCCCCCGUUACCAUCCCGCGGCGCAGAUAGUAUUUAUUCCUAUGAAAAUUUACCGCCGCGUCAUCACAGAAAAUAUGUGUACGCGUCUCGCUUUAUAAAGCUUGUGAGGGCUAAAACCCCGAAACUGACGCUCUACACGCAACGAUCGAAGUGUCUUUUUAUGGAAAACGGGCCACAUCCAGACUGUGAAGUUCAUUUUUAUAACGGGGUUAAGGUUUUACGCGUUGAUGGCGCUGUAAAGAUAAUCGAAAGAAGCGAUGGUCCUGUCUACAUGGACGGUGAAUUUCCACCGCACUUCGACGAUUAUUAUGAACAUUAUUUGGAAUGUUAUCAGCGCUGUUUAUUGUUAGAAUCUACUUUAACAUCUUUGGAAGCAGCUACCGGUCAUUCUUGUUUCCCAGUGAUAAUUGGACGUAGGCCAAGCGCGGCCUUAAAUGAUGCUCCUUGUUUACAAGGAAAAGAAAAUGUUUCGCAGGCAACAAAUCAUACACCCGUGAUGUCGUCUUUCGAUGCUACUUGUUCCGUUAUUUCGACGGUGGCGUCUCGAUCGCGUAAAAUGAACUCUAUGCGAAAUUCAAGUAACAAUACAAAUAAUGUAGUUAUCCCGGGCGUGGGUACUGCCACACAAUUAUCGUCGGGAGAUAUUCGCCUCGAUUAUAAGGAUGGUUCUGCUUUAACUGUAAGUCCUCAAAGCUACGGCGGUGGCAUAAUUUAUGAGUGUAACAAUGGUACUGUCACGAGAUACAAUCAACAUUAUCAGAAUUCGGAAGUGCCGCAUAUCGUUAGAGAAAAAUUACGUCACCUACCGACAGUUAUCAAAUGUCUCGUUCAACCGAAACAUAAAAAUAUCCGAUAGUACCAAAACAUGCAUUUAGAUAAUCAAUUAUUUUGUAUAGUAGAUUUAAGUAGUCUAACUACAA